Messenger RNA from Myxocyprinus asiaticus (Chinese sucker), 1035 nucleotides. Its product is annotated as trace amine-associated receptor 4-like. NCBI's taxonomy places the organism in Eukaryota, Metazoa, Chordata, Actinopteri, Cypriniformes, Catostomidae. Gene Ontology annotation, cellular component: membrane. The coding region runs from base 1 to 1035 and encodes 344 amino acids. Gene Ontology annotation, molecular function: trace-amine receptor activity. The transcript has a single exon. The record is from RefSeq and is a predicted model, not a curated record. Gene Ontology annotation, biological process: G protein-coupled receptor signaling pathway.
AUGACUCCAAAUGCGACUGACACUUACACUGAAAAAAUGUUUCUCUGCUAUCCACUUCUACCGGACUCCUGUCCCAGAGCGCAUCGUCUUACUGUAAUUAAAUUGACAAUGUACACUGUCAUGCUCCUCAUGAUCCUCACCACAGUUUUUGGGAAUCUGCUGGUCAUCAUCUCCAUCUCGCACUUCAAACAGCUGCAGUCUCCAACUCAUCUGAUCGUUCGCUCUCUGGCCUCCAGCGACUGUCUACUGGGCUCUUUGGUCAUGCCUUACAGCAUGGUGCGAUCUGUUGAAGGGUGCUGGUUUUUGGGAGAUGUUGUUUGUAAAGUACAUUCUAGUUUGGACAUGACUUUCUGUAUCUCUUCCAUACUGCAUCUUAGUUUAAUAUCUAUUGACAGGUACUGGGCCAUCUGUGACCCUUUAAGAUACAAAAUGAGGAUCACAAACUGCACUGUGACUGUAUUUACUACCUUAAUAUGGCUGUUUUCAUUUUUCUACAGCUUUUCUAUUGUAUAUUCAGGGGUAAACAGGAUUGGUUUGGAGAUGCUUAUCAUGCAGAUGUACUGUGUAGGAAGUUGUGCUCUGUUUUUUAACAAACAAUGGGGUAUUAUUUGUCCACUUCUUACAUUCUUUCUUCCUGGGAUUAUUAUGAGCUCUUUGUACAUGAUGGUCUUUCAUGUUGCAAGAAAACAUGCAAAAGUGAUCUCAGACAGAGUGACUGUGGGGGCUACAGGGGGGUUGAAGAGUCAAAGCUCUGCACACAGAGAGAGAAAAGCAGCUAAAACUUUGGCCCUUGUUAUGGGUGUAUUUAUUAUUUGCUGGCUACCUAUUUUUAUUGCCACUGUUAUUGACUCUUUUCUAAAUUUUGUGACUCCAGCAGAUGUAUUUGAUGCUUUGGUUUGGUUUGGGUAUUUUAACUCCACCUGUAACCCCUUGAUCUAUGGACUUUUCUAUCAUCGCUUUCAAAAGGCCUUUAAGAUUCUCAUGUCUCCUUUUAUCUGUGGCUUUAGUGACUCAAGGACAUUAACAUUUGAAUGA